AUGAGACUCAUAGUCAGGCCAGACGAUAGCUCUUCUUCUGCCUACGUCGCGGGGUAUAUAUUGGAUCGCAUUCGAACGUUCGAACCUACCCCAGAGAAGCCUUUCGUACUUGGCCUUCCCACGGGAAGCAGCCCGACGGCAGUAUAUGAGAUAUUGGUAUCAGAAUAUAAAGCCGGCCGCAUCUCUUUCGAGAAUGUUAAGACAUUCAACAUGGAUGAGUACAUUGGUAUUCCUGAGGACCAUCCCGAGUCCUAUCAUAGCUAUAUGUUCAAAAACCUCUUCUCCCAUGUGAACAUCAAGCCUGAAAACGUACACAUCCUCAACGGCAAUGCGUCCAAUCUGGAUGAGGAGUGCACUCAAUACGAGGCCAAGAUCAAGGAAGUCGGUGGUAUCGAGCUGUUCUUCGGCGGUGUAGGUCCCGAUGGGCAUAUUGCGUUCAACGAACCUGGAUCCAGUCUGGCCUCUCGCACGAGGGUCAAGACAUUGGCCAUGGAUACCAUCCGCGCUAAUGCACGUUUCUUCGACGGCGAUAUUUCGAAAGUCCCCCAGAUGGCGCUGACUGUAGGCGUCCAGACCAUCAUGGAGGCCAAGGAGGUUGUGAUCAUUGCCAACGGCGCAUCCAAAGCCUUGGCGCUGCAAAAGGCUGUCGAAGGCGGUGUCAACCACAUGUGGACUCUUUCUUGCCUUCAGCUGCACCCAUACUCCAUGAUUGUUGCGGAUGAGGAUGCUUCGUUGGAGCUGCAGGUUAAGACUGUUAAGUACUUCAAGAGCAUCGAGAAGGUUGGACUUGGCAGGGGCUUUGAGCAGAAACUUCCUCUACGACUUCGAACAUGUUCGCUUGCUAGCCCUCCCCAGACCCCUGACCUCAAAUCACCAGGCCUGGCUUGGGCUGAUGAUCACCUGGUUGAGUUGACCCCCGACAGCAUGUCAUCGAGGAUCGGGACGUGGCCUAAAGUCUGA
Verticillium alfalfae VaMs.102 is the source of this 960-nucleotide messenger RNA. Its product is annotated as glucosamine-6-phosphate deaminase. Lineage: Eukaryota; Fungi; Ascomycota; Sordariomycetes; Glomerellales; Plectosphaerellaceae. Gene Ontology annotation, cellular component: cytoplasm. The record is from RefSeq and is a predicted model, not a curated record. The transcript has 5 exons. Gene Ontology annotation, molecular function: glucosamine-6-phosphate deaminase activity; identical protein binding. Gene Ontology annotation, biological process: D-glucosamine catabolic process; N-acetylneuraminate catabolic process; N-acetylglucosamine catabolic process. The coding region runs from base 1 to 960 and encodes 319 amino acids.